CAAAUGCCGAAGCACGUUAUCGAUUUUUAGCGGCAUUUAAAACAGCUGUUCUUGCAAUUUUUGCAUUUCAAUUUGUAAUUUAAAUGCGAAAAUGACAAAAGCUAUUAAAAGUAGUGGCAAAAUAUGUUUAAAAGCUAAAGUCUGUGAUCUGGAGCGCACUCUACUAGGCGGUCAAAGCUUUCGCUGGCGCAAAUUAUGUUCAGAGCCGGAAGUCAAAUAUUGCGGCGUUGCUUUGAAUACCUAUUGGGAGCUGACGCCCGAAAAGGACCAUAUUGCCUAUGACGCUCACGUCGCAGACAAUACUGCAGCAAAAAUUAAUUUCACUGCCUUGCUGAGCGAUUAUUUGCGCGCUGAUUUCGAUUUGGAGUUGCAGCAAAAAAAUUGGAUGCAGGCAGAUGAGAAUUUUAAGAAAUUUGUUGGCCAACCAGUGCGAAUAUUGGCCCAAGAGCCGCUGGAGAACAUUAUCUGCUUUAUGUGCAGCCAAAAUAAUAAUAUAAAGCGUAUUUCAUCGAUGGUUCAGUGGCUUUGUUCAACUUAUGGCAAUAAAAUUGGACACUUUAAUGGCCAGGAUGAGUUCAGCUUUCCCACGCUGAAAGACCUGCAAGGCGGACGCACCUGCAGCCAGCUGGACGCUGAGUUGCGUGCGGCUAAAUUUGGCUAUCGAGCUAAGUUUAUAGCCCGUUCGCUGACGGAGAUCGAAAAGCUUGGUGGAUUGGAUUGGUUUGAGCAAUUGCGGCGUAUGCCCUAUGCGGAGGCACGAGAAGCUUUGGUACAGCUGCCCGGCAUUGGCUACAAGGUAGCCGAUUGCAUAUGCCUCAUGUCGCUGAAUCAUCUGCAAUCGGUGCCCGUUGAUACCCACAUCUUUAAGCUGGCCCAGCGGCACUAUCUGCCCCAUUUGGCCAGCCAGAAGAGCGUCACUAGCAAGAUCUAUGAAGAGAUUGCUCAACACUUUCAGCAGCUGCAUGGACAGUACGCAGGUUGGGCGCAAGCGGUUCUCUUCUGUGCGGAUCUGCCACAAUUUCAGCCUAAGCUGGAGCCCAGUGCGGCUAAGAAGCGCAAAAAGUAGUAUCUUUGUACAUAUAAUAGAUGUAUGUAUAUAAUCUAUAACUAUAGCGAAACGUGUUUGUCCUUCAGAUAAAAGUUAUUUUAAGCCUAAAUCCUCCCUGUGUAUAAUAUAACUUUCGUAGCUUCUAUAAUCCUGAGUCGAAAUCAUUUUGUCAAGUUUUUUGUUAGAAAAUUAUUAAUAUGCAAAAUGUAAUUCCUAGAUAUGGAUCUCUGGAACAGAGCUACCCUCAAUGCUGCAUAAAGCUUGUAAGUAGUGUGCCUCAUAUUGUUAUAUAGAGAAGUCAUAACCGUUUGUAUAUAAUCAUAUCUAAAAGUUUAUAAGGCCUUAUAAGGAUUAUUAAGAUUAAAGAUAUAGAAUAAUUUAGAUACUAUUUAAUAUGUGACAGAAUUGAAUUGAGUAUAUAAUUUUAGCUUAAGUGUAGUCGUAGGAUCAAUACGAUAAGUUUUCUUCAUAAUCAUUUAUGGACUAAUAUUAAAGCUAGGUUUGUUGGUAAA
Messenger RNA from Drosophila mojavensis, 1560 nucleotides. It is a transcript of the gene Ogg1, whose product is annotated as N-glycosylase/DNA lyase. Gene Ontology annotation, biological process: base-excision repair; base-excision repair, AP site formation; nucleotide-excision repair. Bases 92 to 1066 code for a protein of 324 amino acids. The transcript has 4 exons. Gene Ontology annotation, cellular component: nucleus. NCBI's taxonomy places the organism in Eukaryota, Metazoa, Arthropoda, Insecta, Diptera, Drosophilidae. The record is from RefSeq and is a predicted model, not a curated record. Gene Ontology annotation, molecular function: damaged DNA binding; 8-oxo-7,8-dihydroguanine DNA N-glycosylase activity.